GCGCCCUGCAUGGCAGGGGAAAACCUACGCAGUAUCUAUCAACGAACGAUGAUACACACAUCGGGAAAACCCUUUUUUAUUUACAAUUAAAUCAACGGGGAUAAUAAAGAUUGCCUCCGGGACCUAGGCUACCAGAAGUUACUAUAUCCAAUGGGCGUCUUCAAGCUUUUAAAUACUUUUGAACGCGUGUGCAUACAGGAAUGUGCCGUUUUUGGGGCGAAGACUUUACAUUUACAGUGACCGUAAUAUAAUUUGUAUUCCAGCUCAAAACUUUUGGCUACAAAAGCCAUGGUGUAAAAACGGCAUGUCUCGUUUCAUCUGGCCAUGAUGGAUUUUUGUUAUUUACAUACAAGUAUCACAAAGGAGCGGCAUGUAGCUCGCCUGUUUCUCCAAAUCCCUGAAUAGGUGUUUUCGGUGCGUGCAGAACAAACCAGAAUAGUCCCCUUACACUGGUGCGCAACUGUAACGCAAUUUCUAUCACAUUCUUUUUGGAAGCAGCAUUUGAUCAACGAGGAAUAUUCGCGGAAUAAGCAUUGUUACCCACCCUUUUUUUUUUAAAUCGCCACAAAAUAGCUUGUUGUGCGAUCGUCUCAUCAAAAGUGAGKCGUUUUUAUUUUGUCCCUUUCGCUUAUUGCAAAAAGUGAUUUUUUUUGUUUUCAAAGCUACACGGUGAGUAAUCCACCACGCUACUCUCUAAUAAAAGUGCCCGUGCGUGUAGGAGCGUACAGUCAAAUCAUCAUGAGGAACAGCGAGGAGGCGGAGGGGUUUGAUGGCGAGGCCUCCAACACUUCCAUGAUCUCGGGAGCAAGUAGCCCAUACCAGCCCACCACCGAGCCCGUACACUCAAGGAAUGUUUUGGGUGGCAUUAGGUGUGACUUUGAGUACCUGAAGUCACACUUUGGCAUAUUAAAGGCCGUUGAAGUGGCCCUGGCCCUCAUAGCCUUCAUUUGCAUAGAGACCAUCAUGCUGUGCCUACCCUGCGGAGGGGUCUACUUCUUUGAGUUUGUCAGCUGCAGUGCCUUUGUAGUCACCGGCGUCCUCCUCCUCAUCUUCAGCCUCAGUCUGCACACCAAAGUGCCCCACGUCAACUGGAGCAUGACGGACCUGGUCAACACUGCAGCCAGCACCGUCUUCUUCUUCCUGGCUUCUGUGGUCCUGGCUGCUCUCAACCACAAGUCCGGAGCCGAUAUCGCAGCAGUGAUAUUUGGCUUCCUGGUGACGUGUGUGUACGCUGUGAACACCUUCCUGGCUGUGAAGAGGUGGCGUAUGGGUGACGGGCGCUCAGUGGCGGUCCAGACCAGUGAGUACAUGCGAGCCCGCACUGCCUCCCGGGGAGAGAUGGAGGCACGGCCUGACCUGGCCUGAUGGAGGUGACAUUCUGAGACCAAGACUGACAUUUAGGGCUUCUAUCCUACCAUACCCUCUCUCGCACUACCCCCUAGUGACAUAACCAAUCACUGUACCCACUCCAUGGAUGAGCACGGCAGCCUCUUUACUUGGGGGUCUCCUUUGGCGAGAGUCCCUCAAAGCCUGGACCCAGAGCCCUAGCCCCCUGAGAGUACCAAUACACAGACUGGGUCAGAGAUCUUCUUCUGUCGACAGUCAUCAAGAGAAUUGACUUGAUGUUAAUUAAGUGUUUUUCUGGUUUUGAAUUCAGCGUGGUUUGAAAUCUUGCUCCAGUGUUUUGUAAAUGCUCUUAACUGUGUGACUUGGUAUGUAUGGCCGCCAGCACGUACUGUACAGGGUUUGGUGGUUAUGUUACUUGCAAUACGUACAGGUAYRACUGUCUGUUUAGAUAUGYAAUGGUUUUUUAACGUUACAGAUCUGACACACAAUGAGAACAACAAUUUAAUGAAUUCAAUUGAUUUCUAUAUUUUUUAACAUGGAAAAAAAGGACCAAAGGCUUAGGCCUAUUCGUUAAGGCAGGUCAACCGGUUAUUAAGGUUAUGAACUCAGAUACUCCUGAAACACAUUCCCAACACAGUUCAGUUCCAUAAUGUCAUUACAUUUCAGUUGUGUCUCCCUCUGUAGAAGAUGUAAAGUAACCAACCUCAGUGUAUCUCACUAAUACACAACACCCAACCACAUGGACUUUUGAAUGAAAAUUGAAGGUAUUCGUUUUUGACUAUUUUUAUUGAAGGACUUGAUUUAGUUUCUUCAGAAAGUAUUCAUACCCCUUGACUCAUUCCACAUUUUGUUGUUACAGCCUGAAUUCAAAAUGGAUAAAAUA
This is a messenger RNA of Salvelinus sp. IW2-2015, 2230 nucleotides long. Its product is annotated as CKLF-like MARVEL transmembrane domain-containing protein 4. The record is from RefSeq and is a predicted model, not a curated record. NCBI's taxonomy places the organism in Eukaryota, Metazoa, Chordata, Actinopteri, Salmoniformes, Salmonidae. Gene Ontology annotation, cellular component: membrane.